Molecule: messenger RNA, 2348 nt
Organism: Molossus molossus (Pallas's mastiff bat)
Lineage: Eukaryota; Metazoa; Chordata; Mammalia; Chiroptera; Molossidae
Gene: IGF2BP3
Product: insulin like growth factor 2 mRNA binding protein 3
Exons: 15
Coding region: 388-2127 (579 amino acids)
Biological process (GO): regulation of gene expression; nervous system development
Cellular component (GO): cytoplasm; nucleus; cytosol
Molecular function (GO): mRNA 3'-UTR binding
Source: RefSeq, a predicted model, not a curated record
AGUGUGAUAUUUUCACUGUCCGCUGGCCGAUGCCAAAGGGGUUGGGGAGGAAGAGACAAAAAGUAGUUUCCCCCCCUCCUUCUUCCCCUCUCCUCUUUUCUCUCGCUAAUCCCGCCUCCUCCUCCGAGUUAGGAAGACUCGUUGAUGCGUUUAGGUUGUAGGAAGGCUUUUUCGUUUUUUGUUUUUUUUAAUACCCAGAAGAGGAAAAACAGCCCUCGGAUCUGAUUUUUCUCUCCUCGUUCUUGUCCUUGGUUCUUAUACUGUGUUUGUGUAUUUUAACGGCGAGAAGACGAGGGGAACAAAACCCGCCGGAUCAAGCCAUCACUGUGGGUGGUUUUAAUUUUUCGUUUUUCUCAUAAUUUUUUUUUAAAACAACCACUCUUCACAAUGAACAAACUGUAUAUCGGAAACCUCAGCGAGAACGCCGUGCCCUCGGACCUGGAAAGUAUCUUCAAGGACGCCAAGAUCCCGGUGUCUGGACCCUUCCUGGUGAAGACUGGCUACGCGUUCGUGGACUGUCCGGACGAGAGCUGGGCCCUCAAGGCCAUCGAGGCGCUUUCAGGUAAAGUAGAACUGCACGGGAAACUCCUAGAAGUUGAGCACUCGGUCCCCAAAAGGCAAAGGAUUCGGAAACUUCAGAUACGAAAUAUCCCGCCUCACUUACAGUGGGAGGUGCUGGAUAGUUUACUAGUCCAGUAUGGAGUGGUGGAAAGCUGUGAGCAAGUGAACACUGACUCGGAAACUGCAGUCGUAAAUGUAACCUAUUCCAGUAAGGACCAAGCUAGACAAGCGUUAGACAAACUGAAUGGAUUCCAGCUGGAGAACUUCACCUUGAAAGUGGCCUAUAUCCCUGACGAAAUGGCAGCCCAGCAGAACCCCUCGCAGCAGCCCCGCGGUCGCCGUGGGUUUGGGCAGAGAGGCUCGUCGAGACAGGGCUCUCCGGGGUCAGUGUCCAAGCAGAAACCCUGUGACUUGCCUCUGCGCCUGCUGGUCCCCACCCAGUUCGUUGGAGCCAUUAUAGGAAAAGAAGGCGCCACCAUUCGGAACAUCACCAAACAGACCCAAUCCAAAAUCGAUGUCCAUCGCAAAGAGAACGCAGGUGCUGCUGAGAAGUCCAUUACUAUCCUUUCUACCCCUGAAGGCACCUCUGCGGCCUGUAAGUCUAUUCUGGAGAUUAUGCAUAAAGAAGCUCAAGACAUAAAAUUCACAGAAGAGAUUCCCUUGAAGAUUUUAGCCCAUAAUAACUUUGUAGGCCGUCUUAUUGGUAAGGAAGGAAGAAAUCUUAAAAAAAUUGAGCAGGACACAGACACUAAAAUCACGAUAUCUCCCCUGCAGGAACUGACGCUGUAUAACCCGGAGCGCACCAUCACAGUGAAAGGCAGCGUGGAGACCUGUGCCAAAGCUGAGGAAGAGAUAAUGAAGAAAAUCAGGGAGUCUUAUGAAAACGAUAUUGCUUCUAUGAAUCUUCAAGCACAUUUAAUUCCUGGAUUAAAUCUGAAUGCCUUGGGUCUGUUCCCACCCACUUCAGGGAUGCCACCUCCCACCUCAGGGCCCCCUUCAGCCAUGACGCCUCCUUACCCACAGUUUGAGCAGUCAGAAACAGAGACUGUUCAUCUGUUUAUCCCAGCCUUGUCUGUCGGUGCCAUUAUCGGCAAGCAGGGCCAGCACAUCAAACAGCUUUCUCGUUUUGCAGGAGCUUCUAUUAAGAUCGCUCCAGCUGAAGCACCAGAUGCGAAAGUGAGGAUGGUGAUUAUCACCGGGCCACCGGAGGCCCAGUUCAAGGCUCAAGGAAGAAUUUAUGGAAAAAUUAAAGAAGAAAACUUUGUUAGUCCUAAAGAAGAGGUGAAACUUGAAGCUCAUAUCAGAGUGCCAUCCUUUGCUGCUGGCAGAGUUAUUGGAAAAGGAGGCAAAACGGUGAAUGAGCUCCAGAAUUUGUCUAGUGCAGAAGUUGUUGUCCCUCGUGACCAGACACCUGAUGAGAAUGAUCAAGUGGUGGUCAAAAUAACUGGUCACUUCUAUGCUUGCCAGGUUGCCCAGAGAAAAAUUCAGGAAAUUCUCACUCAGGUAAAGCAGCACCAACAGCAGAAAGCUCUGCAAAGUGGACCACCUCAGUCAAGGCGGAAGUAAAGGCUCAGGAAACAGCCCACCACAGAGGCAGAUGCCAAACCAAAGACAGAUUGCUUAACCAACAGACGGGCGGCUGAACCCCUAUCCAGAAUCACAUGCACAAGUUUUUACCUAGCCAGUUGUUUUUGAGGACCAGGCAACUUUUGAACUCCUGUCUCUGUGAGAAUGUAUACUUUAUGCUCUCUGAAAUGUAUGACACCCAGCUUUAAAAAGGAAAAAAA